Poecilia latipinna (sailfin molly) is the source of this 4040-nucleotide messenger RNA. RefSeq names its product apoptosis-stimulating of p53 protein 2-like. The transcript has 17 exons. The coding region runs from base 250 to 3300 and encodes 1016 amino acids. Gene Ontology annotation, cellular component: nucleus. Gene Ontology annotation, molecular function: p53 binding. Gene Ontology annotation, biological process: regulation of apoptotic process. The record is from RefSeq and is a predicted model, not a curated record. NCBI's taxonomy places the organism in Eukaryota, Metazoa, Chordata, Actinopteri, Cyprinodontiformes, Poeciliidae.
GCCCUCAGUCCGCUGUCCAGUCCGCAGCUGAUCCGGUGAUAGUGGAGGAGCGUCGGGGCGCGUCACAGAGCGGCCGGGAUUCUGCCUCCGCGCCGCGGACCGACACCAGGCUUUGCCCCCGUUACGAGAAUAUCGACGGUGCUUUUCUAUAAAGGCGCGAGAAAAUCUGGACGGACCGGACCAGACGAACCUUUCUGCAACAGGUCAAACAGGAGGAGCCUUCCGAACCGACGGUACCAGUUCCACAGCAUGAUGCCGAUGUUCCUUACCGUACACCUUGGCAGCAACGACCAGCGCAUCACGGAGGUUCCCGUCAUGCCAGAGAUGCUGUGCAGAGACGUUGUGGAGCUCUGUAAGGAGCCUGGUGAGGCCGACUGCUACCUGGCUGAGACCUGGAGAGGUUCAGAGCGUGUGGUUGAAGAAGACGAGCCGAUGUUGGAGGUGCUGCAGCGAUGGGGCCAGCAGAAAGAGGAGGUGCGCUACAUCCUGCGAUACCAAAGAGCCUCUGGACACGAAACAGCUGGAUGCAGAGCUGCAGACCAAACUACUUUGGAAAGACUCAGAGAGAAUGGGUUCUCAGUUAUUCCUCUGGAUAUGUCGCUGAGCGAGCUGCAGGAUCUGGCAACAAGACAGCAGCAGCAGAUUGAUGCCCAGCAGCAGCUUUUGGCCUUCAAGGAGCAGCAGCUGUGUUACCUGAAGCUGCAGGAUCAGAGGCAGGAGCAGCAUCAGGAGGCAUCUGGGCAAGACCGAUUGCUUCAGCUGCAAGAAAACAUACGCAACCAGGAGGCCAAACUGCUACGGGUCCGGGCUCUCAGGGGCCAAGUGGAGCAGAAACGAAACAUAAACUCCAAAUUAGUGGAGGAGAUUGAGCAGAUGACCAGCCUGUUUCAGCGGAAGCACAACGAGUUGGAGUUGGCUGCAGCCAAGGUGGAGGAGCUGAGCAGCCAGCUGGAGGCACUAAGAAAUGCUCGUUUUGAGCCUCCUUUUCCUUUUCAUCCUCACAACUCUUCUUCCGAGCUAAAGGACUUAUAUAGAGACUUGCAGCUGAGGAACAAGCUGAACCAGGAACAAAGUGCUAGGCUGCAGGAGCAGAAAGACAGGCUGAAAAAGAACAACAUGGAAGUUGUUGCGAUGGAUCAACGUCUUGGUGAGCUUCAAGGGAGACUAUGGAAGAAAAAGGCUGCCCUGCAGCAGAAAGAGAACCUGCCAGUGGCCUUAAACAGCGUCAACCCUCAACAUGAGCCAAGCUCCAGAGUAGCAGCAGUGGGGCCAUACAUCCAGUCCGCCUCUAGGUCAAACUCCCAGCCUUCUGCUGUGCUUCCUUGCCAGGAAACGAUGGUGAAGUCGGCAUAUCCAGAUGGCACUGCCACCUUACCAAUGCGUGCCUCAUCCCGAAAGCCACCAGCUGUACCAGCCAAACCAAGCAUUAGUGUGGAGACCCUAAAAGACAAUGCUUACAUUCCUUCCCCUGGUGCUUCACGACUUGGUCACACCGCACAGACGCAGCUAAAGGAUAACCAGUCCAAGUCAACGGUGCCACCAGCAGUUCCCACUAAACCGAAAUUAUUCCCUUUCUCUGGUCCAUCAACCUUUUCCAAGCCUGCCUUUUGGACAGGGACCUUCCCUGGGAAAAAGAAACUUAAGGAUCCAGGGGUCAUGUCUUCCCACAGCAACACCCUCCCUCUGCACAGCAAUAAGGAAAGUCCUCCUGCAGCUGCAGUGCGACCUUACACACCAAACCCCACGGAUGUGCCUCCACCUGUGUUUCAGAAACCCCAAACUCUGGCAGCUUCAUCAAUCUAUUCGAUGUACACCCAGCAGGCCACCCCUGGUAAAGCCUACCAAGCAGAAGGCCAGGGCACACUGUCCCGCAGCAAACCACGAGUGUACGGAAAACCAGCCCUUCCAGGUGGCAAGAGGCCGCAAACAGUCAGCUCAGAGAACACCUCCUUGAGAUCUGGGCUCUGUGAGUUUGGGACUGAUACCAUUUCAUCUGCUGUCAAUGAUGACAAAGGUGCAGAUGCUGAUACAGCAGAAUGUGCGAUUCCUCGUCCACUCAGUCCCUCCAAGCUCCUCCCGUUCGCGUCCAACCCUCACAGGAACUCUGACGCCGACUUGGAGGGCCUCCGCCGCCGACUGCACAACGCCCCCCGGCCUCUAAAAAAACGCAGCUCAGUUGUAGAGUCUGAAGGCCCGGGUGGAUUUAAUAUUGAGAAGCUUCUGUACCAGCAGACAACUCUGGCUGCCAUGGAAACCAUUCCUAUGAAGAACAUCAGUCCACCAGAGGAAAAUGUUCAGUCCACAGUUCCUGACGACAGGACCAUUAAGAAAGAUGUCAGUUCCAGGGUGAAAGACAAAAGUUUAGCUGUUCUGAUGUCAGCUGGACACAACAGUAACAGUUUGACAACACCUUCCCUGAUCCCAGAUCCUGAUCCUUUCCUUCUAUCCCCACAGGAAGACAAGGAUGAAGAACUUUCUUCCACUGCAGCUCAACAGGAGCACUUUCCAGAGGAGAUGUUUACUUGGCCACCUCCGCCUUAUCCCAGCUGUGAGGAGGAAGAACCUGCAGAUGAUACACUCAGCUUUCAGCAACUGAUUCUACAAGACCCAGCCCCACCUAGUAAACAGUCAAUCCUGCGUAAACCUGGCUCUGACCGCGUGGAGCACAGGACGCGUGUCCAGUUCAGCCCUCUGGCCCUGCUGCUGGAUUCCUCUCUGGAGGGUGAAUUUGACCUUGUCCAGAGAGUCAUCUAUGAUGUGGAUGAUGCCAGCAUGCCUAACGAUGAGGGAAUCACAGCGUUGCACAAUGCUGUCUGUGCCGGCCACACUGACAUAGUGAAGUUUUUGGUUCAAUUUGGUGUCAACGUCAAUGCUGCUGAUAGUGAUGGCUGGACGCCCCUGCACUGUGCUGCCUCUUGCAACAAUGUUCAGGUUUGCAAGUUCCUGGUGGAAUCUGGGGCAGCUGUGUUUGCAGCUACAUACAGUGACAUGCAGACUGCAGCUGACAAGUGUGAGGAAAUGGAGGAGGGCUAUGCACAGUGCUCCCAGUUCCUUUAUGGUGUUCAGGACAAGAUGGGAGUGAUGAACCGUGGGGUGGUGUAUGCUCUGUGGAGCUAUAAGCCUGAAAAUAAGGACGAGCUUGGCUUCAGCGAAGGAGACUGCCUGACGGUGCUGAAACAGGAAGGGGAGGUCGAGACAGAAUGGUGGUGGGCUCGAUGUGGUGACCAUGAAGGAUACAUUCCCCGCAACCUUCUUGGGCUCUAUCCGAGGAUCAAGCCACGGCAGAGGAGCCUCGCUUAGCAAUGAUUUAUUUCCAUUUGAAGGAAUCCAAAUGAGAAGAAACAGCAGCACAAUUACAUCUUGAACUACUGCCACCAACACAAAGAACUGUCGCAGAGAAAGAAGAAACAAUAGUUCAUCAGUUUCCACCGUUAAAAUGGACUACAGUGGUUACUUUUCAAAACAGAGCUGCCCAACAAAGACAGAAAACCACAUAAAAAACAAGAUUUUAAUUAUUUUGGAGUUCUUCUACAGUUUUAGAAAGUUGAUUAAUAUAUAUAUUUAGAAACAAGUGUGGGAGGGGAAGUUUUGCAGCUUGUUCUAUAAUAAUAGCUAGUUAUUGCUUUAGAUUUUUCUUUGAAAUGGUUUGAACAUUGUUUUUUUUAUUAUUAAAGGCAUUUCAUCCAUCCGCAUAGUCCUGUUUUACUGCAGAUUUUACCAAAGACAUAAGAAUUAGCAUGAAUAUAAACAUUAAAAAUAAAAACACACAUUGCCAGGAUGUUAAAAGUAAGAUACGUCACACAUUCUCAGCUUUCAACUUCAACUCUUUAUUUAAGAGCUUGAGGAACGAUAAGGAAAAGCAAACGUUAAACCUCUGUGUCCGUUUUCAGCUUCUACACUCUGCAGAAUCAGCAGUGCCAACUCUGCAGCACACAUGUACCCUCCGAAUACAGAGCAGAGUCAGCAGCGACUGCAUUUCGAUAGUGACAAGAACCAUGGAGUACAUUCAAGAUUAGAUUAACAAUUGCACAAAUCCUCAA